Messenger RNA from Galeopterus variegatus (Sunda flying lemur), 1138 nucleotides. It is a transcript of the gene SPSB2, whose product is annotated as splA/ryanodine receptor domain and SOCS box containing 2. Gene Ontology annotation, biological process: proteasome-mediated ubiquitin-dependent protein catabolic process; intracellular signal transduction; protein ubiquitination. Gene Ontology annotation, molecular function: protein binding. Lineage: Eukaryota; Metazoa; Chordata; Mammalia; Dermoptera; Cynocephalidae. The coding region runs from base 77 to 868 and encodes 263 amino acids. The record is from RefSeq and is a predicted model, not a curated record. The transcript has 2 exons. Gene Ontology annotation, cellular component: SCF ubiquitin ligase complex.
CCCAAACUGGAGCUCGACUUUCAGAACAGAGACGCCCCAGCAAGAUCCUCAGGGAGUCAUCCAGCUCCUCACCCCCAUGGGCCAGACGGCCCUGGCAGGGGGCAGCAGCAGCACCCCCACCACACAGGCCCUGUAUCCAGACCUCUCUUGUCCCGAGGGCUUGGAAGAGCUGCUCUCUGCUCCCCCUCCUGACCUGGGGGCCCAACGGCGCCACGGCUGGAACCCCAAGGACUGCUCAGAGAACAUCGAGGUCAAGGAAGGGGGGUUAUGCUUUGAGCGGCGUCCUGUGGCCCAGAGCACUGAUGGGGUCCGGGGUAAGAUGGGCUACUCGAGGGGCCUGCACGCCUGGGAGAUCAGCUGGCCUCCUGGGCAGAGGGGCACACAUGCCGUGGUGGGCGUGGCCACGGCCCUCGCCCCGCUGCAGGCCGACCACUAUGCGGCGCUGCUGGGCAGCAACAGCGAGUCGUGGGGCUGGGACAUUGGGCGGGGGAAGCUGUACCAUCAGAGCAAGGGGCCCGGGGCCCCCCAAUAUCCAGCCGGACCUCAGGGUGAGCAGCUGGAGGUGCCGGAGAGGCUGAUGGUGGUUCUGGACAUGGAGGAGGGAACUCUGGGCUACGCUAUUGGGGGCUCCUACCUGGGGCCAGCCUUCCGUGGACUGAAGGACAGGACCCUCUAUCCGGCAGUAAGCGCUGUCUGGGGCCAGUGCCAGGUCCGCAUCCGCUACCUGGGCGAAAGGAGAGCGGAGCCACACUCCCUUCUACACCUGAGCCGCCUGUGUGUGCGCCGCGCCCUGGGGGACAUGCGGCUUGGCCAGAUAUCUGCUCUGCCCUUGCCCCCUGCCAUGAAGCGCUACCUGCUCUACCAGUGACCAGUCAUAGCACAGACUGUGCUAGGCCUCGAUACCAACCCCGCACUGGGGGAGGCAGGGAGGCACUGCUGGCCUAGACAAGAACUUGAAGCCAGUGAGGCUGGGGGAGGUGAGGCUGGGCCCCUACCCCAACCCAAGCCCUGGGGAGCACAACAGCCCCAGAGCCACCCAGAGGGGUGGAAGGGAGGGAGCUGCUAUUCAAGGCCUGGUACGCAAGACAUUUUUCCAAGUAAAAGUCGUGUGUAAGAGAUGUGUCAUUAUAGAAACCCA